AUGCCCACCCCUGGCCUGUCCCUGGUUCAUUUGUGCAUGCUACAGGUUCAGGAUCAGCAACCUGAAGUUCCCAAAGGAACAGGCCGUGUGACUUGUCCAGCACACGGCAAGGAGAAGUUCAACCGUGCCAAGCUCAUGAACAUUGGCUGCACUGAGGCCCUCAAGGAGUAUGACUACAGCUGCUUUAUCUUCAGCGAUGUGGACCUCAUUCCAAUAGACGAUCAAAACACCUACAAGUGCUACAGCCAGCUCAGGCACCUUUCUGUGUUCAUCGAUAAAUUUGGAUUUAGGAUUAUUUUUCAUGGCAUGAACCUGUCCCGGCCAAACAAGGUCAUCGGAAGAUACCAUAUGAUCGCCCAUGACAAGGACAAGAAGAAUGACCGCAACCCUUAUAGAUAUUCUGACCCCAUGAUAAAUUUUACGAUGGACUCUGAUGGCCUCAGCUCCUUGAAUUACAAAGUGAUUGAUGUUCAAAAGCAGCCUUUAUACACUAAAGUCAUAGUAGAUGUGGGCACCCCUUCCCUUUAA
Polypterus senegalus (gray bichir) is the source of this 528-nucleotide messenger RNA. RefSeq names its product beta-1,4-galactosyltransferase 1-like. The transcript has 4 exons. Gene Ontology annotation, biological process: carbohydrate metabolic process; protein N-linked glycosylation. The record is from RefSeq and is a predicted model, not a curated record. Bases 1 to 528 code for a protein of 175 amino acids. Gene Ontology annotation, molecular function: beta-N-acetylglucosaminylglycopeptide beta-1,4-galactosyltransferase activity; cytoskeletal protein binding. NCBI's taxonomy places the organism in Eukaryota, Metazoa, Chordata, Cladistia, Polypteriformes, Polypteridae.